Messenger RNA from Symbiodinium sp. CCMP2456, 4416 nucleotides. The record is from the annotation of a GenBank genome assembly. NCBI's taxonomy places the organism in Eukaryota, Dinophyceae, Suessiales, Symbiodiniaceae.
AUGCCUGCAGCCUCGCUCUUCCCAGUUUCCAGAAUCCCGAUCCACAAGUUCAAGCAACGGAAUUCUGCGAGUCAGCAUAGGACAGCGCCGAAUGGCACUGCCAAAGCCAGGGUGGAAGCUACUGUAGGUUGCCGAACACAGGCACGCAGCUACUGUAAGUCGCCAGGAAGCUACAGUACUUGUAGUAUUCUGCAGUAUAAGAAACCGUGGAGUUCCAAACAGCCUCGCAGGCCGCGGUCGUCAUCGCCUCCCUGGUCCAGGAGCUCGGAGAGUCUUGUCCACCCCCGGCGCCUCACUGACCAUGGCGGCUGCUUCGGCGGCUGCAGAACGCUUGCUGCUCGAUGUUGCGCAAGAAAAGCGCGAGAUGUUGAUUGUGCGAAGGGCCUUUUUGAGAUCGCCAGACGAAAUGUGCCUACCAGGCUCGAGAAGCAACUUAGCAAGGUGUUGAGCGUUCUGUGUUGGGCGAUGGUGUUGCGGACACUGUGCUGGUUGAGCCUGGCUGCAGUGCUAAACGGAGAAACCACCACCACUGCCACCACGACCACGACCUCGAUCCCGGCCACUGCCACCAUGACCACGGCCUGGACUGCGACCACGACCGAGAGCACCACCAGCACAACUAUAGUAAGCUCAACCAUACCGCUUGCAACAACGAGCAGCACAAGUUCGACACUAACUACAACAUCCCGAACUUACACCAGUCAGACAACCACAACACGCAGCAGCACGAGUUCCACGACAACGACGACACGGCCCGAAACUUGCGACGUAAAGCUUCUGUCGGUGCUGCAGUCCUUGGGCGUCGCACCUGACGAAGCAUUCAAACUAGCAUGCGACACCUGUCGCCAAUCUGCAGUGAAGUGCGACUCGGAAGGCCGGGUGGUGGCCCUGAACCUUCGGCGUAAAGGCCUGAAGGGGCACCUGCCAGCGGACCUCAGCGACUUCGGUCAGCUUCGCCAACUGAGGCUCGGCUUCAACCGCCUCACAGGGCCGAUCCCAAAGGAACUCGGCCUUUGUUCAAACCUGGAGCUGCUUCAGCUCACGGGCAAUCAGCUUUCGGGGCCGCUUCCACGAGAGCUGGGGAAGCUCAGGAAGCUAAAACAAUUCCUUGCAACGGGCAACAACCUCUCUGGCCAUUUGCCAGAGACAUUGGGGGACUUAUCCGCCUUGGAGCGCCUGCACCUCUCCGACAACAGGCUCUCGGGACCCCUGCCCGCCGAGCUUGGAAAACUCUUGGAGCUGCAGGAUCUCCGUCUUGCCUUCAAUCAAUUGGAGGGCAUUCUCCCGGGAAGCCUUGGGAUGUUGAAAUCCCUUAGGGCCCUGUUGCUGCAGAGCAACAAGCUUACCGGGCAGCUGCCGGUGGAGAUUGGCAGCCUUGUGAAGCUCCGGCGUCUUGAGCUCUUCGACAAUCAGCUGGUGAAGCCCCUGCCACCGGAGCUAGGGCAGCUUCGCUCUUUGCAGAUCUUGCGCCUUUCCCGGAACCACUUCGAAGGGGCUCUACCCAAGGAGCUCGGCCAUCUCUUAGACUUGAGGCAGCUGGACCUCUCCGAGAACAGCUUCACUGGAAACAUCCCAGAGAUCGGAAGACUGCAGAACCUUGAGCAGCUCAAUCUUCGGAACAACCUCCUCGAGGGUACUUUGAUGCCUUUAGACUUUCAGGCCCUUGCGAAGCUGGAUCUCUCCAGGAAUCGCUUUACGGGAUCUUUGAAGCUGAGCCCUGGGCUCCCAAAGAUCCGGAGGCUCUCCCUCCGGGGAAACCGCCUCUCAGGUCCCAUUCCGGUCCUGGCACCUCUGCUGCGAAGGCUGGACCUGGGGGAGAAUCGCUUUUCGGGGGAGUUUCCGGAAGUGGCUGGUCUCACACAGCUUGUGGAGCUCAAGGUGGAUGGAAACCAAAUCUCCGGAGAGCUUUCAGAAGACAUCUGCCGGCCCUCGAGCCUGCGACAGUUUUCCUGCGGCCGCAACUUGCUGCAGGGUCGACUUCCGGACUGUUUGUGGAAGAUGCCCAGGCUUCAGCAGUUGUCGCUUCACAGCAAUGGCUUCGUGGGUGUACUUCCCCAAAUCAUCUUGGCACGGAGCCUGGUUGUCCUCACGUUGCAUAACAAUGCCAUCUCGGGGCCGUUGCCGAAACGUUUCUUCUCCGAGUUGCCGAACCUCGCUAUCUUGACUUUACAUGGGAACAGCCUCACGGGAUCCAUCGCAGAUGGGAUAAGUCUCAAGGAACCAUGUUUAGACAAUCCUCACUUCGAGCUUCGGGGCAUGGACUGCCGCGACUGGGGUGACGAGUCCGUGGCUGGUUGCAAGGCUUUGGCAUCUAGCGGAUCUAGCGAAUCUAGCGGCUUGGCCCGUGAAGAGCUUCGAGAGCUGAUUACGAGCUGCCCCAGGUCCUGCCAGGAGUGUGAGAAUCCGAGCUUUCAACUGCAGAACCCCAUGCUGACGCUUCACCGAAACGCGCUCUCUUGCGGUCUUCCAGAGAAGGUGACGAAUGCGGCCGCAAGUGUUUUCGCACUGGUCGUCAUGGGGAACAUGGUCGGAGAUGGCCAUGAUUUACCAUCAUGGGUCCACAUUGAAGAGCGGCAAGAGUUCCUCUACUUUUCUGACCGGGCCCACAGGAGUGAUCUCUUCAUCGGCUUCGGUAUGGCCUUCGUUCUAUUGGGCCUGGUCUUCGCUCGAGGUCGUAUCUGGAAGGCGCUCUUCCAAGCAGCCCACUAUGCUCAUGAAAGCUCACAGGUCUCCGCCGUGUCCGAGUCCUGCUUCGGCGUCCUUCGCUUCACGACCUUGUCGGCCAUCCUAUGCUUCGCGAUGUUUCCCCUCUAUGUUUGGGGUGCGACUUACUACAGCUGUGGGCAGCCGUUGUCUCGUACCACUGCCGCCUACCUGAAAGGGCCCUGGGAGACUCUGCUUGUCUGCAUCUUUUGGAGUUUGCUGACCCUCUUCUUUGCAGCCGCCGUGGCUGCCCUGCCCUCCAAGCGCGCGGCAGGUUUGAAACCUCUGGAAUCUGGACCCCGUGGCUGCAAGCUCAUCAUGUUCUGGAUGCUGUGGCUGGUGGUGGUGAUUGGCCUGUCUGUGCCCUCCAUCCUCUUUGCUGUCUCUCAGGCUCUCCCUGCCGGGAAUUCUUCAGGGCUGAGCCACCAGACGCUGCAGAUUGUGCACAGAGCAGCUCCGGCCCUGAUCGUGGCUGUUGACAUGCUUUUGGCAAGUGCUUUGUCAAGAUGCUUCUCGGCGCUCACGGGUAUCCGAACCGAUCGCUUGCUUAUGAUAUUGAGACUUUGCUCCGCCUGGCUCCUGUCUCUGCUAACGACUCUAAUUCUGCACGAGAACUGCUUGGCUGGUUGGAAAUUUUUCUGGAGUGUUUGUGAUGCACGGAGCCCCCGCCACGAGCUGUUCACGUUACGUAUCUGGGACGAAGAAAUGAUGAACACCGAUGCUGACAUGUGUCAACUGGAGCCUUCCUGGUGGAAAAAUGGUCGUUGCAGCAGGGCCAUGAUUGAAGGUCUUGCCCCUCUGCUUAUGAAAAAGCUUCUUCUCAGAACGUGCCUUCAGCCGGUCCUGCUGCUCAUCGCAUGGCAGCUGUCCAAGUUGGACUCCGGCGAGCGUUCGGAUGGAAGCCGCCAGUUGAGGCUGUUUAAGGUCGGACCAACGACCAGCGGUUGCCUUUCGCCGGUGCAGCAGCAUGCCCUGCUGACCACAUAUAUGGAGACAACCAUAUUUUGGGGCCCACUAAAUCCUUUGGUCAGCUUUUGCGUUGCCACUGCAGCCGCGGUCAACGCGCUUCUCUUCAACAAAGCCGUGACGGAUUUCGGAGUGCGCAUGCCCACGGAUCAUGCAAGCAGCGUCUCCACGGUGUCUCGCGACUACUUGGUGUGCUCGAUAAUCGGCGCGGCAGUCUUUCAGAUGUGGCAUGCAUUUGGAACGGGUAUGAAGGGGCAAGUGCUGCUAGUGUUGGCAACCGUGGCCGUCCUUGUCUUUACUUUGGUGCCUUUUGGACCCGUGCACUGCGGUGCAUUUAUUCGGUGCGUGCGAUGGAUCAUCUGGAGACCGGGCAAUACAAACGAAGAGGCCAUUGAGCUGACCUGCCCGGACUCACCAUCGGACGGUGAACUCCCCAAGUUCGAGCUAACCGCGAGCGCGCGCUGCUACCGCUGUGGACGGCGAGCUGUUCCGGCGCAGGUGUGCGAGGUGAGCCGAGGACAUGGAGACAUGCCAGGGUCUUGUAAUCAGACCUGUCCCGCUCUCUGCCUACGCUGUGGUGUCUCGGGCUCGGCCCGCGCAUCCGAAUGUCAGCUGCCCGAAUCACAGAGAAGAGCCUGCGAUGGAAGUCCAUGUCUCGUGGAAAGCGGCACCAGGUCGUUGGAGAUAUCGGUCUCGUGCAACAGCUGCAUGCACCUCGAGCAACAAGCCACAAAAAAGUCGGAGUAG